Lathyrus sativus (Indian pea) is the source of this 2820-nucleotide messenger RNA. NCBI's taxonomy places the organism in Eukaryota, Viridiplantae, Streptophyta, Magnoliopsida, Fabales, Fabaceae. The record is from the annotation of a GenBank genome assembly.
AUGCAAUCAGAGAAAAUGGUAGGAAAUGGCGAGCCUCCACAACUUACAUGGAAACGCAAAUUAAACGAUGAGUCAAAUCUUCCAUCUGAAUUCGUCUUAUCCAUCAAAGAUAUCAUUCAUCUUGCUCCAAUUGGUUUUCGACUUUGGCGUUACAUUCGUGAAGAAAAAGCCAAAGGAAAGACUGGAGUCAUCGAUCCUUUUGCUAAACGUCAUAUAACUUCUUCCCACGGCGUUCCUUUAGGUGGCGUUGGUGCAGGAAGCAUCGGAAGAACUUUUAAAGGCCACUUUCAGCGUUGGCAGCUCUUCCCUCUAGCGUGUGAAGACAAACCUGUUUUAGCAAAUCAGUUUUCUGUUUUCGUGAAACGUCCAAAUGCUGAAAAAUAUUCAACCGUACUAUGCUCAGGGAAGCCAGAUGCAUUGAAAGAAAAUCCAGCAUCGGGGAUUAAAUCAUGGGAUUGGAAUAUGAAUGGAACAAGUUCCACAUAUCACGCAUUAUACCCAAGGGCCUGGACAGUAUAUGAGGAACCUGAUCCAGCAUUGAGAAUAGUUUGUCGCCAGAUUUCACCGGUUAUACCCCAUAACUACAAGGAGAGUAGCUUUCCUGUAUCAGUUUUUACUUAUACGCUGAGUAAUUUGGGCAAAACAACAGCAGAUGUCACCUUGCUUUUCACAUGGGCUAAUUCUGUUGGAGGAAAUUCUGAAUUUACUGGUCAGCACUUCAACUCAAAGAUAAAGAGGCCUGAUGGGGUGCAUGGCGUGCUUCUACAUCACAAGACUGCAAAUGAGCAAUCUCCGGUCACAUUUGCAAUUGCAGCACAAGAGACUGAAUAUGUUCACAUCUCAGAAUGCCCUGUCUUUGUUAUAUCUGGUUCUUACAAUGGCAUCUCCGCAAAGGACAUGUGGAAUGAAGUUAAACAGCACGGGUCAUUUGACCGUCUGAAUUCUACUGAAACGUUGGCGCCUUCAGAACCAGGAUCAUCCAUUGGAGCAGCUAUUGCAGCAACUGUGACUAUUCCACCUGAUGCUCAGCGCACUGUGACAUUUUCAUUGGCAUGGGACAGCCCUGAAGCUAAGUUCCCUGGAGGGCGGGCUUAUAACAGGCGCUACACCAAAUUUUAUGGUACUGGAGGAGAUGCUGCUGCAGAUAUUGCACAUGAUGCUAUUAUUGAACAUUGUCAGUGGGAGUCCCAGAUUGAAGAUUGGCAAAGACCAAUCCUUGAGGACAAGAGAUUUCCUGAAUGGUACCCAACUACCCUUUUCAAUGAACUUUACUUCCUGAAUUCUGGGGGGUCAAUUUGGACAGAUGGUUCGCCUCCUGUGCAUAGUUUAGUUACCAUAGGAGAAAGAAAAUUUUCCCUGGAUGGGUUCAUAUCUGAUUCAGAGAAUACCAAUAAUAUAUCACGUCAAAAUGAUACCGCUAUUAGCAUUCUUGAAAGUUUUACCUCAGUAGUUGAGCAAAUACAAACUCCACCUGCAUCAAAGUCUGCAUAUGGAGUGAGUCUUCUCCAAGAAGGGGAAGAAAACAUUGGUCAGUUUCUUUAUCUUGAAGGAAUUGAGUAUCAAAUGUGGAAUACGUACGAUGUCCAUUUUUACUCAUCUUUUUCACUAGUCACGCUAUUUCCAAAACUUGAACUUAGUGUUCAAAGAGACUUUGCUGCAGCAGUGCUGAUGCAUGAUCCUGGAAAGAUGCAACUUUUACAUGAUGGGCAAAUGGCAUCAAGAAAGGUUGUUGGUGCUGUUCCUCAUGAUAUUGGAAUCUCUGACCCGUGGUUUGAAGUAAAUGGAUAUAAUCUUUAUAACACAGAUAGGUGGAAAGACUUGAAUCCAAAGUUCGUUCUUCAGGUUUACAGGGAUGUGGUUGCUACCGGUGACAAGAAGUUUGCACAAGCUGUCUGGCCCUCUGUUUAUAUUGCAAUUGCAUAUAUGGAGCAAUUUGACAAGGAUGGCGACGGAAUGAUUGAGAACGAAGGUUUCCCAGAUCAAACUUAUGACACAUGGUCUGUAACUGGUGUAAGUGCUUAUAGUGGUGGAUUGUGGGUAGCGGCACUUCAGGCAACAUCAGCCUUGGCACGUGAGAUUGGAGAUAAGGGUUCUGAAGUUUAUUUUUGGCACAAAUAUCAAAAAGCAAAGGCUGUAUAUGAAAAGUUAUGGAAUGGUUCAUACUUCAAUUAUGAUAGCAGUCGUGGAAGUAGCAGUGGUGGAAGUCCGAGUUCAUCCAUACAAGCUGAUCAAUUAGCUGGCCAAUGGUAUGCUAGAGCAUGCGGUCUUUCACCAAUUGUCGAAGAACACAUGAUUAAAAGUGCACUUCAGGUGGUUUUUGACAACAACGUUAUGAAAGUGAAAGGCGGGAAACGUGGUGCUGUAAAUGGAAUGUUACCUGAUGGACAAGUUGACAUGUCAUCAAUGCAAUCACGAGAAAUAUGGUCCGGAGUGACAUACGCCGUAGCUGCAACAAUGAUUCAGGAAAACAUGAUUGAUAUGGCAUUUCAAACUGCUGAGGGGAUAUAUGAAGCUGCAUGGUCCACCAACGGUCUCGGUUAUUCUUUUCAAACACCCGAAGCUUGGAAUACGAAAGAUGAAUAUAGAUCUUUAUGUUACAUGCGCCCAUUAGCCAUAUGGGCAAUGCAGUGGGCAUUAUCAAAAGAAAAGGUGACUCAACACGACGAAAGUGAGAAAUCUUAUAUAAACGAGGAAGAAAUCGUGUCUAGAUGCCAUGCUGGUUUUUCGAAAGUAGCUCAGCUUCUAAAGUGGAAGGAGGAGAGUGGAUCCAGAAGUCUAUUUCAAGUUAUAUAUGACUUAACUUGCAAGAGAUAUGUAUAA